AUGUCUCAAAACUAUACAAAGGUGGACGCCAUUGCUGCCAGCAAUGGCACGGUGGAUAGUGCCUCUACAACCAAAAACACUGGAUCAUGGACCAACGUCCCAGCGACGCCUAUCAACCGAGCCAUCAUCGUCGGCGCAGGACCCUCCGGCCUUGUACUCGGCAUCCUUCUCGCCCGAGCUGGUAUCUCCGUGACUCUGCUCGAGGCGAGCCAUAAACUGGACGAGAAUCCCCGUGCCGCACACUACGCCCCAUCCGCAUGCUACGAUCUCAACCGUGCCGGCGUCCUAGACGACAUUGCCGAACGAGGCUUCUUCCCGGACAGCGUCUGCUGGCGGAAGCCUGACGGGACCUACGUUGGCGGCAUUAAAAACGAGGGCGUCAAGGUCGACUACCCUAUGGUGUGCCUCCCACUCGACAAGCUGGACCGACUACUGCUGGAGCACUUCGAACGCUACGACAACACCGAAAUCCUCUUUGAGCACAAAGUCACCGCAAUCAAGCAGGACGACCAGCAGGCGUCCGUCGAGGUCGAGCUGAAGGACGGGACGCGGGUCUGGAAGAGCGCCGACUACGUGAUCGGCGCCGACGGCGCCAACAGCCAGAUCCGCCGCUCCCUCUUCGGUGACCUCAACUACCCCGGCGAGACGCUGCAGAAGCAGAUCAUCGCCACCAACGUCAAGUACGACUUCAAGAAAUUCGGCUACUGGGACUCCAACUUCAUCAUCGACCCGGAAGACUGGUACAUGGCGGCCAAGAUCACCAAGGACGGCCUGUGGCGCGUCACGUACGGAGACGACUGGGGCCUGUCCAACGAGGAGUACAUGGCGCGCCAGCCCAUGCGCUUCGAGAAGAUCCUGCCGGGCAACCCGAAGCCCGGCGACUACGAGCUCGUGUCGGCGAGCCCCUACAAAUUGCACCAGCGAUGCUCGCCGAGUAUGCGCGAGGGACGGUUUUUGCUCGUGGCUGACGCUGCGCACCUGUGCAAUCCUUUUGGCGGCCUCGGGCUCACGGGCGGCUUUGCCGACGUCGGCUCGCUCUUCGACGCGCUGAACGCCAUCCACACGGGGCGAGUCAAGGACACCAGCAUCCUGGACGAGUACUCGCGGCUGCGCAUCAAGAAGUGGCAGGAAGUCAUCAACCCGAUGUCGAGGAAGAAUUUCGGCCUGAUCUGGGACCCGAACAUGGAGAAGGACCGAGAGGAGUUCUUUGCAUUCACCAAAAGCAUGGAAUCGAACGUCGAGCUCGCCGAGAAGAUGGCACAUUCUACCCAUGGCCUCCGAGAGAACCUUGAAGCUUUUAUCUCGCAGGCGAGCCUUGGUCCGCUCCCCCAGACUGGACAGGAUGCGACGACGGCGCCGCCGAAAAGCGUGGGCGCUUUUAACAUCAUGGUCGAGCAGAAAGUAGCGUAA
Molecule: messenger RNA, 1410 nt
Organism: Cyphellophora europaea CBS 101466
Lineage: Eukaryota; Fungi; Ascomycota; Eurotiomycetes; Chaetothyriales; Cyphellophoraceae
Exons: 3
Coding region: 1-1410 (469 amino acids)
Biological process (GO): 3-(3-hydroxy)phenylpropionate catabolic process
Molecular function (GO): FAD binding; 3-(3-hydroxyphenyl)propionate hydroxylase activity
Source: RefSeq, a predicted model, not a curated record